Molecule: messenger RNA, 5859 nt
Organism: Hemibagrus wyckioides
Lineage: Eukaryota; Metazoa; Chordata; Actinopteri; Siluriformes; Bagridae
Gene: rpgrb
Product: retinitis pigmentosa GTPase regulator b
Exons: 14
Coding region: 73-5022 (1649 amino acids)
Source: RefSeq, a predicted model, not a curated record
GACGGUUACAGGCUCUCGUGAACCGGAAUUGAACUUUAAUGUGGGCUCCAUCGUAAUAAGCUGCUUAUAGAGAUGGCUGGAGACUCAGAGGAGGAAAUACCAGAAACGGGAGCUGUGUUCACUUUUGGCAAGAGUAAAUUCGCAGACAACGUUCCCAGCAAGUUCUGGUUGAAAAAUGAUGUCCCUUUAAGGCUAGCAUGUGGAGAUGAACACACCGCACUAAUUACAGAGAAUGGAAAAUUGUUCAUGUUUGGCAGUAACAACUGGGGACAGCUUGGCCUGGGAGAAAAGAUCAGCGUGAAUAAACCUACUUGUGUUAAAGCCUUGAAAUCCGAAAGAGUCAAGCUUGUUGCUUGUGGAAGAACUCAUACUCUUGUUUACACAUCAUGCGGUAACCUGUACGCAGCAGGUGGGAAUAAUGAAGGUCAGCUCGGUCUUGGAGACUUUGUGGAAAGAAGUUCAUUCCAGCUGGUGGAGUUCUUCACAAAACACGGUCCAAUCAAGAUGCUCGCAGCUGGCUCCAACACGUCGGCUGCUAUUACACAGGACGGGAAGCUGUACGUCUGGGGCGAUAACUCAGAAGGGCAGAUUGGUUUGGGAAAGGAGGAAGGGACUUCCACUCCACGUGAACUUUAUGCAGAGAAAUGGGUGACGUGGAUUUCCUGUGGUUAUUACCACUCUGCUUUUGUAACAGAGGACGGUGCGUUAUUCACCUUUGGAGAGAGAGACAGUGGGAAGCUGGGAUUGUGCACAUCAAAGGUGCCCAAUCACAGAGUGCCCCAGCAGGUGGAGGGUAUCAGUGAACCGGUGCUGCAGGUGGCAUGUGGGGGAGGCCACACACUCGCACUCACAGAAAAAUACCUCUAUUCCUUUGGCCUGGGGCAAUUUGGUCAACUGGGUCAUGGUACCUUCACCUUUGAGUCCCGUUUACCGAAGGUGGUGGAACAUUUCCGGAAGGGAAAAGUAAAGCACAUAGCAUGUGGAGAAAAUCACAGCGCCGUUCUCACAGAGAGUGGACUUCUCUAUACAUUUGGCGAUGGCCGUCACGGGAAACUGGCUUUAGGAGAGGAGUACUUUGCCAACCAAUUCAAACCAACACUGUGUCCACGAUUCCUCAAAUAUAAUGUGCAGGCUGUUACUUGUGGUGGGUGUCACAUGGUAGUAUUGGCUAAACCUCGGCUCCAAAGGUCAGAAGUUGUGAUUCUAGAGGACAAUGAUGUGACUGAAGACCAUCUGGAGAAGCUGCUCCGGGAGGCGGAGUCUCGGCACAGUCUGAACAGAAGUCUCUCAGCCCGGGACAGACGCAGAGAAAGGGAACGCUCUCCAGAGCAGUUUGGGAUGAUGUUUCGGACUCUUCCACCUCUUAGUUCAGGUCACCUUAACGUGUCUCUACCUGCAACUAGUCACACUUUACCUCCACAACUAAACCAGAGAACCUCAAAUGGCUUCCAGAGGAAUGGCCUUCUCAGCAGCUGUGGCAAGGUCACAGAAGAGCAUGAAGUAGAUGCGAAGACUCCUGUUGAAAAUUAUGAGGAUAAUGAAAGCGUGAAAGAUUUGGGAGAAACUGCAGAUUUAUUGAAUUUAACUCAUGUAAUGAAGAUGGAUCCGGGUGAGAAGACUAUUACUUUGUCUCCUGUGCAGAAGAGGAAGAAAAUUAAAGCAGAGGCAAAGCGCAGUAAGGCGGUGGAGCAGCUCAUACAAGACCCCGACCCUGAUCAAGGGUGGGCGGGGCUUAGAUCAAGCAAGGCCCUGCCUUCCAAGUUAUUAAGAAGUCGUAGUGGCAAAUCACAGUUUGAUCAACUUCCCAGCAUUCCCCACCAGAGUUUAGAUAGCACUGAGGAAGACAGUAAUAAAGGGAAUGCUGUGAAGGAUAGUAACAUAAUAAGGCAUUCAGUAAGGAGAGAGAGAGCUAAACCAGACUUAGCGCUAAAGUCUAAGUCUGAAUUGCCUAGCCAAGUAAUUGAGAUUAAGCCUAAAGCUAAAACCCAGUCAGGUCAAAAGAAUGUCUGCAAGUCUGAGGUAAAAAUACAUUCAAGUAACAUAAAAGGAGCUGAAAAAGACACUGAGAAAGACAUUUAUGAAUCAGUGGAUUUAAAGAAAGCAGGGUCCAAAACAAGGUCAGUGGAAAAAAGACAGCGACAAGCCACUGAAGAAAAGUUUUCUGCUCGAAUCACACAGGUGAAACACAUAUCUGCAGAAUCUAGCAAGGUAGUGAGAAGCAAGCCAAUAGUUGUACAAAGCAAUUUACCGGACAAUACCAUUGAGCAUGUUGCAAAAACAAGGGAAGGCAGCACUACUAAUGAUGAGUAUAAUCGAGCACAGGUAGCUACCAAGAAGACCCGGGCUACCAAACCCGAGCACAAAGCAGACCCACAAAUGACAGCUAAAGGGCUUGUGCUGGACUUUGAAGCAGCAGCCGGUUCAAACAGCCUCAGUUCCCAAUCAGAGAAUACACUGGCGAGCUCUCUCAUUGGAGUGACAUCGCUAACAGAAGACCUGCCAAUUGAAAGUCCUGUGCAUCUUCUGAAAGAGGUAGCCUCCAGUCAGUUCCUGUCCCGAGCAGCAUCCAUCAACUUCUCGCAAACUAGUGGGCAGAGUCCAGACGCACUGGAUGAACAGACUCUUUCAAAUGCUGCCUCAAUCUGUGAGGAUCCAGAGAGGAAUCUAAGCAAAAGGACAGCGGUUACCAUUAAUGUAAAGCCUAUGCCUGCAGCUUCAGACGAGGAAACUGAAAGGAACGUGUCUCAGUUUCACACUGAGGAGAAAUCUGUAGAUAAAGGAGUCACAAGUGGGAAGGAUGAGAUCCGUCAAUUAUCACAGGAGGAAGAAGAGGAGGAUAAGAGCAGAGGGAUCACAGACAGUGAGAAGAGCAAAGGAAGGGAGAAGAGCAGCUGUGUGGAAUCUGGCCAGGAAUCUAGUAAAAGUGUUGAUCAGAGAACAAAUGAUCACAAUGAAGAGCAAGAUGACACAAUGUGGAGAAAGUCAAGACAAGAUGAGGAGAGCGAAGGAGAGAAGAAAGAGGAGAAAAGUAAGACCGAGUCAAAGCAAGGAAUAGAGAGUGAGAGUGAGUUUGAGGAAGAAGGGAGCAGUCAUGUUAUGGAGGAACGAGAGAAUGAAGGAGUAAGUGAGCCUGUGGAGAAAGAAGAGGACGAAAGCAGAAUGAGCUCUGAUGAGGAAGAAAGCAGUAAAGAAAAAAAUAAACAGAAACACAGUGUGUCAGAAGAGGAGAAAGGUGAGGAUGAGAGUAAAUGUUCUAAAUCUGAAAGUGUUUAUGGUGAGGGGGGUGAGAGUGAAGAGGAAGAAGCAGCAGAAGAAGAAAGGGAUAGUUCUGAAGAGGAGAAAGGGUCUGUCAGGACAGAGGAAAACGAGUCAGAGGUUAAAGAGGAAAAUGGAAAUGAAAGUGAGACAGAGGGUGGGAGUGAGGAAGAAGAACAGGAGAGUGUGAUGGAAGAGCAACAAAGGGAGGUAGGAGAGAAAGAUAGUGAAGUAGGACAGGAAGAGAGUGAGGAAGAAGAGGAGGUGAGUGUAGCAGGGAAUGAAGAGAGCGAGGAAGAAGAGGGGAAGGAGAGUGAAGCAGGAAAGGAAAAGAUUGAGGAAGAAGGUGAUGAGAGUGAGGAAGAGAGUGACAUAGGAAAGGAAGAAGAGGAAGAGAGUGAAGUAGGAACGGAAGUGAGUGAGGAAGAAGAGGAAGAGAGUGAAGUAGGAAAUGAAGAGAGCGAGGAAGAAGAGGAAGAGAGUGAAGUAGGAAAAAUAGACAGUGGGAAUGAAGAGGAGUAUAGUGAGGAAGAAGGGGAGGAAAGUGAAGCAGAACAGGAGGAGAGUGAGGAAGAAGGGGAGGAAAGUGAAGCAGGACAGGAGGAGAGUGAGGAAGAAGGGGAGGAAAGUGAAGCAGGACAGGAGGAGAGUGAGGAAGAAGGGGAGGAAAGUGAAGAAGGACAGGAGGAGAGUGAGGAAGAAGAGGAUGAGAGUGAAGCAGGACAGGAAAAGAGUGAGGAAGAAGAGGAGGAGAGUGAAGCAGGACAGAAAGAGAGUGAGGAAGAAGGGGAGGAAAGUGAAGCAGGACAGGAGGAGAGUGAGGAAGAAGGGGAGGACAGUGAAGCAGGACAGGAAAAGAGUGAGGAAGAAGAGGAUGAGAGUGAAGCAGGACAGAAAGAGAGUGAGGAAGAAGAGGAGGAGAGUGAAGCAGGACAGGAAGAGAAUGAGGAAGAAGAGGAAGAGAGUGAAGCAGGACAGGAAGAGAAUGAGGAAGAAGAGGAGGAGAGUGAAGCAGGACAGGAAGAGAAUGAGGAAGAAGAGGAGAGUGAAGGAGGGCAGGAAGAUAGUGAGGAAGAAGAGGAGAGUGAAGCAGGGCAGGAAGAUAGUGAGGAAGAAGAGGAGAGUGAAGCAGGACAGGAAGAUAGUGAGGAAGAAGAGGAGGAGGGUGAAGCAGGGCAGAAAGAGACUGAAGAAGAAGAGGAGGAGGGUGAAGCAGGACAAGAAGGCACUGAGGAAGAGGAAAGUGAUGAUGAGAGGUUGAGUAAAGCAGGAAAGGAAGAGCGUGAGGAAGAAGAGGAGGGAAUGGAAAGAGAUACAGAAAAUGAAGAGGAGGAAAGUGGGGAAGAGGAAAAGGAGAGUGAUGAUAGAGAGGAAGAAAAUGAAGAAGAAGAAGAAGAAGAAGAAGAAGGUGAAGAUAAUAAUUCAGAAAUAGAUGCAGAAGAAACAGAGCAGGAAGAGGACAGUGAAGCUGAGAAAGAUGAAGAGGAAGAAGGUGAACAAGCAGAAGAGACUGAGGAUGAAGAAGGAGAUACAAAACAAGAGGCGGCAGAUGACCAUGAAGAAGAGGAAGAAGAAGAAGAAGAACCUAAGAAGCAAUGUAAAGGAAAUGAAAAGCCAUCGGUUACAUCAAAGCAAUCUAAAUCAAAGCAAGAGACCUCAAAGAGUAAAAAAGGUGCAGCUAGAAGACACCAGUCUACCUCUCAGGAGUCUCAGGAGCCUCGACAGUUCUGGGAUGAUGUUCUUCCUCAAUACCUCAACUUAAAAUAAAUCUUCCAGCUCACUCAUACCUGCUUCCACUCUCUCAGUAUGAUGAACAGACAUUAUUUGUUUACAUAUGUUUCAAUUUUCUCAGCCAUCUCAUACGAAAGCUUUGAGUAUCGUUUCAAUGCUUUUAUGAAAAAAAAAACACUUUCUCAUUGUGGGAGUGUCUAUAAUGCCUUAUAGAUGUUUCUGUACAUCAUCUUCAGCUGCUAUUUACUACAGUGUGUUUCUUCAGCUGCUUGUUCUUCCGCUUAUUAGUAUUGAAGCUUUAUGAAUUUCUUGAAUGCUUGCUAUUUUUUUUUAAUUAAACCUCAUUUAUUUUUUCCGGACAUGUUUUCGAAUGUCCAUCUUUAUUAGUCUGUGAUAAUUUUUUCACGUACUUGCAUGCAAAAAGAUUUGCUUAAUUUUGUUUAGAAUCUUCUGAUCACCCAUUGGGCUGAUGUGUAUUGUGUUAACACUAUAUGAUAUUUAACCACUGGACUAUAAAUGAUAAUAACUGCUUUGAGGAUGUGGACAGUGUGUACAGUAUGUUUUAAAAAUCCAAGGAAUUAUGAAGAAAGAGUGGCUUGCGAUUUGAGGUGAGAAUAUUAGCAAAUGAGCUUGUAGAUGUAGAUCCCCAGUCUCUCAGACACCUUGUGGUUUUUUUUUUCCUGUGAUGUGUGUGAGAGAGAGAAAAGUUGAGCUCUCUCUCAUGUAUAUCAUGUGUAAUGUAACUCCCUACUACAUGCCUAAAUGACCCUCACCUUCUUGUUUUGACCCCUACCACUACUUUUCACUCUGUUCAUAUUCAGUUAUUAGAGCUCUUUAUACUAUAGCGCUCUCAUCACCUCCUGUUUUGGUCGU